AUGUUCACCAGACAUCUUGCGAGGUUUAUCAGUAGUUUUAGACCUGUAAAAGUAUCUUACCAAGAGCUUCUAAGUGAUGCGAAUAUUGAUAGCAAAAUAGAAGAAGGGUAUGGAGCAAAUGGCUUAGGAAUUAUCACUGUGGAAAAUAUUCCUGGUUACCAAGAAAAGCGAAUGGCCCUUUUACCCUAUGCCCGACAUCUCGCAUUGCUUCCUGAUGCAGAAAAGCAGAAGUUGGAACUUCCUGAAAUAAAAUAUACAGUUGGAUGGAGCCAUGGAAAAGAGUUUUAUGAAGGAACUCCUGAUUUCUCUAACCCUUAUAAAGAUAUCAAAUUUUUUGUUAUUUAAAAAAUAAUAAAAAUUAUUAUUCAAGUUUUUUCAUUAAAAGGAGAAAGGCUCUUUUUAUGCAAAUCCAGAGGUCGAUAAAGCUCCAAAAUACCAAGGAGCAUUUCAUGACAAUGUCUGGCCUCAAACUUUGCCAGGACUUAGAACUGCUUUUAGAGAGCUUGGACAGGAAAUAAUGAGAGUCGGAGCUCUAUUGGCAAAGCAUUUAGACAAAUAUGUGUUAGCCCGUUAUAGCGAUUAUCAGCCUGGAUUGUUAGAAGAUAUAAUUAAAAAUCACAAAAGUUCAGUUGGGAGACUUCUUCAUUAUUUCCCUCAAGUAGGGUCCACCCAUGAGUGGUGCGGCUGGCAUAAUGACCAUUCUUCCCUUACAGGUCUGACAUGCCCUUUAUAUAUUAACCAAAUUACUGGUGAAGUUAUCUCUCCAAAUGAGCUUCCAGACCAGCAGACUGGACUUUUCAUAAGAAAUCGGAAAGGAGAAAUCCUUAAGGCUCAGCUAACGAGUGAUUUAUUGCUAUUCCAAAUAGCAGAGACGUCUCAAAUUCUUUCAAACGGACAUCUUCAGGCUACUCCCCAUUCUGUUUUAACCGGAGGAAGUUUCGCUGAUAUCUCCAGAAACACCUUUGCAGUUUUCAUGGAGCCAAGACCUGAUUUAAACUUAAGAGUUCCUGAUGACUAUUCCAAAAUUUUUAUAGAACAUGAAGGAAUUCCAUCCCUAACUCCCCCCCCCUUUAAAAUUGAAACAAAAUAUAGGUAAAAUUCCUAAUUUUUUGGGGGAAAUUACCCCCCCUUUAAAUUGAAACAAAACUUAUUAUAAUAGAAAAUUUUAUAGGUAAAAAUCAUUAUUUUAUAUGUAAAUACGUUAAUACCCUAUUUAAUAUGCUUCAAACAUAUAAGAUUUAGAAAUUAAACUCUAUUUUGUCCAAUUGUUAUGGGGAGAGUUAGAAGAAGAAUACCAUUUCAGCAAGUUUACACUUUGAGAUUGAGAAAAAUUUAUGAAUUAAUUUUUCAUGAAAUUCUUUAAAUUUAUAUAAUUUAUUUUCUAUAAAAUUUUAUCUCUGAAAAAAAUUUUUAUAUAUAAAUUUUUUUUAUAAAAAAAAAUUUUCUUAACCCCCUUUAAAUUGAAACAAAAUUUUUUGUUUCAAUUUAAAGGGGGGGGGGAGUAAGAUCUCGCUUCUCAAAAGGCAUGACUUUUGGUGACUUCCAUAACGCAACAAUUGCACAUUUUAACUAA
Molecule: messenger RNA, 1573 nt
Organism: Blepharisma stoltei
Lineage: Eukaryota; Ciliophora; Heterotrichea; Heterotrichida; Blepharismidae
Source: the annotation of a GenBank genome assembly